This is a messenger RNA of Schistosoma haematobium, 7665 nucleotides long. Its product is annotated as Histone acetyltransferase kat7. NCBI's taxonomy places the organism in Eukaryota, Metazoa, Platyhelminthes, Trematoda, Strigeidida, Schistosomatidae. The transcript is spliced from 7 exons. Bases 910 to 1452 code for a protein of 180 amino acids. Gene Ontology annotation, biological process: regulation of DNA-templated transcription. Gene Ontology annotation, cellular component: nucleus. The record is from RefSeq and is a predicted model, not a curated record. Gene Ontology annotation, molecular function: zinc ion binding; histone acetyltransferase activity.
GCGUUACAGUUAGUUUGAACCGAGGCAGUCAAUUUUUUUCUGUAUGCUUUGCAUCAUAUGAGAAUUUCUAAAUAUUUGUUUUAUUGGUUUCUCACAAAUAUCGCGGUCAGACGUAGCAAACGAUAACUUUGGUCAAUGAAAAGUGGUCAAUUUUCUCAAAUGGAAAGACCCUUACCAUUCUCACGUUCCAAACUACCUAAAUCAAAGCAUCGUUUUGUCUCAUGGUCUGUGAAGCAAAAACAGAAAAGUAGUUACUUGUACUUUCAAUUUUAUUUUCUAAAGAAUUCAAUCAGGCCCUACCGGUGAACCGUUCAAAUGUCCCUUUUAAUUGUCCUUUAAUUGGAUGUUCAGGGAUUGGUCAUAUUAAUGGCCGAGAUACUGCACACGUGACCCUAUCUGGAUGCCCUUUGUAUCACAAUAUGAGCUUUGUGAAAUGGGCGGAGAUGCGUGCUCGGGAAGAAGGUCUUGUUGUUCCAGAAUCCAUUAUACGAAUAUCUCAAAAUUCACCAUCACCUUCUAAAGUUAAGCACAGGGUUGACCGUUCACAUCAGUUUAAAACUACACAAAGAGAACCUAUGCUUGAUGAUUUAGCUAGCCAAGUAGAGUUGUACCAGUUUCGUCGUGCUCAACAAAGAUUGGUUUCAACCUAUGAGACGGAUGCCCGAGAACAUUUACUUCUAUGUGCACGAGUGGCUUCGAAUUCAGGAAAUGUACCCAAUAAUGGUAGUUUGUAAUUUCACAUCAAAAUAAGAUUAAGCAUUUUCCGAAAAUAUUGAGUUUGCUACAGAACAGCGCAUACGUUCUGUUAUUUUUGGAACAUGGGAUUUACAACCGUGGUAUCAGAGUAAUUAUCCUGCCGAUUUGAGUUGUCUACCUACCAUAUACAUUUGUGAAUUCUGUCUAUGUGGAAUGCGCCAUAAGGUUGCAUAUGAUCGUCAUAAAAUUAAUUGUGGUCGAACGUUUCCUCCAGGUAAUGAAAUAUAUCGUAAAGAGAAUUUAUCGUUUUUUGAAAUUGAUGGACAAAAGCAUCAGGAAUAUUGUCGAAAUUUAUGUUUAUUAGCUAAAUUAUUUCUGAAACAAAAAACAGUUCAUGAGUUAGAUCAAGUUCCUGCAUUUUUAUUCUACGUAUUAACUGAAACAGAUCAAGAUGGUUCACAUAUUAUUGGUUAUUUCUCAAAACAAAAAGCUGAUGAUCAAUGUGACAACUCCGUCAAUACCGUGUACAAUAAUCUUUCAUGUAUUCUCAUUUUACCGCCUUAUCAAUGUCGUGGUUUUGGUCGUAUGCUAAUCGAGAUGAGUUAUAUUUUAAGUCGACUAGAACAACGUAUUGGUACACCAGAACGUCCAUUAUCAGAUUUGGGCAUCAUUAUUUACAGAAGAUAUUGGCGUUUUGAAAUUUUAAAAUACUUAUCGUCAUUCACAGCUAAAUCAAUUAAUAUUCGAAGUAAGUGACUAUAAUUUACGAUUUUUUUUCAAAAAAUCUAUAUUUUAUUAGACUUUCAACGUUUCAUUUCGAGAUCAAAGCAACAAUCAGAUGUAUCUAAGAUGACCUCAGAAGUCAUUCUAUCGAUUCAAGUAAUUUUAAAACGGAAAUUACGUUGACAGUUUUGGUACUGCAUUACAAAUAAUUUUUUAAAAUUUAUUUUGAAUAAAGUAGUCGAUUAAUAUGUCACCGUUUAACUAAUUGAAAAGUUGGUCUUUUUGUUUGAAAAUCUCAUCUGUCGUUCUACGUAUGGGUUGGAUAUAGUCUUUAAAAAUUGCAGGACUAACGGUUAGAUAAUUGUAUGAAGUGUGAUAGUACUAUACUUGUUGUGUUAUUGUUUACAUCACUAACAACAAAUCGAUUAUAUCUGGUGGCCGACGUAAACUAUCAAGUCUUUUAAUUUUGGAUUAGAAUAUUAGAAAAUCAAACGAGUAGUGCUUACACGUACUUCUUAAUAUAUGGACUCAUAACUAACCUGAUGGCGUAAAACAGAUGUACAAUGCGUCAAAAAGGGGUUAUAUUCAGGACUAUGCAAAGUUUUGUAUCAGUCUUAACACUAAACUAGGAUCCAGAGUUUCCUGUCUACUACUUUCAACCUCCAAACAUUCUGUAAAAUAACUUUGUGCAUAAUACAUGAAAUGUGGCAUGUAGUGUAAUCCAGGACUCUAGGCUGGUCCUAUUUAGGACUCGUUAGCCAGACGUACCUGUAUCCCAGGGUAAUGUUCACUGUGGGACUCGAACCCAGUACCUUUUGCUUGAAACUUCAGCGCGUUAUUUGCCUACCUACUAAGUCCAGAUAUUCUCUCAUUCUUGCAGGGGUAUGAAUUUUAACUUAAUUUGUAAUUAUUUGGAUGACCCCGCUGUUGAUAUAUUGACUGAAAUUUUAUCAGUCCCUGAGUGAGCAACAACUUAGGACACAGCCACAUCUAACUGACGAGUCCCAAAUGUACCAAAACACGCAUCCUGAACUCUCCUGCUGACUACGUUCCAUUUAUUUUUUAUAAACUUGUGGCUAUAUAGGUUCAGUCAACAUAAAAUGUACAUUUGCCAACAAAGACUGAUCAAAUUUUAGUAUAAAAUAUCAGAAACGAAAUUUUAUGAUAUUACAAUGGUACCGAGGAACGGAACGUAAACCAGGAACACAAUAAUGGGACGAAGCUAAGUUAUUCUUCUGCAUCCCAGCUCUGUUAGCUAGAUGAAGAUCAGAGUCAGCUGGAAAAAUAUAUAAUUCUACAACCAGCCCAGAAGAACGAAUAACAAACACCCAAAUCUUAUAUGACGUAUACAAUAUAAAAAUGUCCUUGAAGAGCGUCACUAAAUAAAGUACCGAAAAAGAAGACGAACCAAUAAAAUUUAAAGUCCUUCCAGGCGGGUAACACAAGUUAAAGGUAGUAAUGGGAGCCUUUGGCGCAAAAACGAUAGAUUCAAAUCUCUACAAUUAAAUUACAAAAAUAGGAUGUUUAUCAAGUGAUUUCUGGGGGUCCAGCAUCUCCAACUUCGUUGUAUGUGCUUCCGGUUCCGGAGGUUGUCUCACCAGAUGUCGUACGGUACUUAAUGGGACCUUAGCUUGCUGAAACUGGUCAAACCAAUCUAAACUAAGUAGAUUUAAAGUAACUGGCGUUACGCAACAUACCCUGGUGAACACCGAUUCUCGGGAAGACACGUCACAAUCUAGUCGUCCGAACAAAUGCAGAUAACUACCACAUGCUGUACGAGCCUUUUAUCUUGUUAGCUGAAUGCACGGGCUGCCCAUUUCGAUCCCAAAUUUACGGGAGAUAAUGGUAAUGUCUGAAGCUUUAUCAAUUUGGAAUCUAAAUAAAUGCCCAUUAUUAUUAAAGAUAAUAAGUUUUUUUUCACCUGGAGUUGUGCUCUAAUAGGAUUCUAGUAGGCUCAACGAAUUAGUGCAGGUUUUGGAAGCAGGCUUUCCAAUGUUUAUGGACUGAUGUGAUAGUUGGUUUGAUUUCCAACUUUGACAGAGUCCAUCUUUGUGACCGUUGGAUUUAUAUUUCCUGCAACGAUGUUGCUUGAACGGACAGGUUCUUACCGAAUGUCACACAACACAGUGCCAGGAGGGAGCCGGAGGACUUGUCUUCGUUUAAUGAACUGAGCUUGGGUAAGAUGAGCUAGGUAUAACAGGCUCGGGUUUGGCAGUGUUGGAUGGUUGCUGGACUAUGUGAACUUCGGAGCGGUCGUAAUCUCCACACUGAACCAUAUUAGUAUCGCGCUGAAGAUUAAUUAGCCUUUGAUAUUUAUUUGCAAUAUCACUCAGCGUUAGUUUGGGAUCCCAGUCCAAUCGACAUGGUAGCCGCGUCAUAAUGUCACCAAAAUUUUGUAACUGUUUGAUGAAGAGUAUGCAAAUUAAUUAUAUAUGUGGCCUUUUACUCUUUUAUUUUCAACAAUGAAACGUGAUUAUAAAUGUGAGGACCUGCUCAUCAUUAUUGUUAUUGAUAUUUCCUUUUUCCAUGAUUUGAUGGUUUAUUUCGUUGGGGUAUUAAAAGUUUUAGUUGAAAUUCAGACGGCGGUAGUUUUGUGCGAAAUUCUGCAUUGAUUUGUGUUUACUUAUCUUCGAUUUUAACAAAGCUAGUCUAACUUUAUAUAAUGUCCUGAAAUUCAUUUUUAAAGAGAUCUACAGUUGCAUUAAUCUGACUGUCAAUUAAUAUGGAGAUAUAUGCGGUAACUUCAAGUGGAAACAAGUGUUCAUUCUUCUAAAAAAUAAUUGAUUUAGAAUGUAGUAUAAUUGGAUAAAUGAAAUAUAUACUUAAAAAGCCAUGAGCAAGCAAACGUACAUGCUAGGAAUAUAAGUAGAACAGACCAGGUUCGUGGACAUGUAGCAGAAAUGGAAUUGUACAUUAGUCUUUUAUCUUUUAGACUAAGAAAUACAACACGAUAUUAUUUCACAGUGUUUUCAUUAACUGACAAUCAAAGUAGACUUAUUGUUACACUUAUUGAUCAUCGGCAAUUCCCCACUGAAAGGUUCUAUACACACCUUAUUCAUAGUGUAAAUAAAUCGGCUAAGUAAAAAUAUCAUAUAAAUAGUACAUUUUUAAUUUGAAAUAAAUCAUACUUCGUAAGUUGUAUUAAUCACAGAUUGAUCUCAGUAAAGGUAACAUUUGAAACUAGGGUGCAUUAAGCAACUUUUUCACCUUAGUAUGAGACUGAGCACUGCGCACCAACAACCCUUCUAGGGAUCAAACCUUAGAAACUUCGGGUCUAUGAGAUUAGUCUGUGGUGAAUAAAACCUAUAAACUAUACCAAUUUUCACGAAAUCCCUUCAACUAACCUGUAAUUUGUUUUUGUUGAAAAGCUUUUAUUCAGAUAAAUUAUUACUAUUACUAUAACUAUUAUUAUUACUACUAUUGUUAUUAUUAUUAUGACGACGAUGAACCCACCUUUUUUAGCUAUGAGUCAAGAAUUAGGAAUAGCAGUUCCUGAUAUUGUAAGCACUUUAUUAGAUAUGAAGAUGCUUGUUUGCUAUCGGACACAAUAUUACAUAAUCAAUAAUAAAGUAAGUGAAUUUUUCACUGUUUUUGUUCUUGGCAUAUUGUAUUUUUUAAUGAUGAAAAGCUAGUAAUAGUAGCAGUCAGCUAGUCAGUCAAACGCAACAUAGAAUCUGGCGCAUGUGUACAUCGGUUUAACUUGCCAUACCUUAUUAGUACAGAGAGAUAAAAUUGUCAGUGCAAAUCCCAGAGUAUUAAAAGUGUUAACAGUAUUGAUAGUAAUGAAAAUGAUUAAGUAUCGAGGAUACCGUUCGAGAGGAUAUAAAUUUGUAAGAUUAACGAAAAUUACAAGCAAUUUAAAAACUUGGGAUCUAAGAGAGGGGAAAAAGUAAGUUCAUCUGCGUCAUUGCGAACGAUUUUCAACAAUAUCAUUCGAAUUGUCUAACCACUGGUCACGAUAAUCGCACAGACCUCAACCAGGUAAUCUGGACUCGGUAGUAGUUAGUGUCGUUCAUUUGUUUCUUGAAAUAAAAACAUAAUUGUACUUAGACCUAAUAUUUCUAUCUAAUUUAUCACUACGUAUAUGGAUAUAGAGAUAACAAGCUGAUCAGAAUCGAGAGAAUAACUUCUUGGUUUUUGUGCGAAAUUUAAAGAUGAAUAACUUUUAUCCUAUAUCACAUAAAGUCAGCAAUACAAAUACUUAGACGGUUUAAAACGGUAACUAAAAUUAAUCCUUUUCUGCCAUUGUAGAGGUAAAGUGAUAAUGUAGUGAACGAUAAAACAGUUAGGGACAACCAAUCUCAAUAGUUAAGAUCAUGAGUCAAUUGAAGCUAGACUACGAUGGAAAACCUGGAAGCACUGAACGUCCGUUUCGUCCCACGAGGUGGGGUCGUGGAUGCGCGCUGCUGAGGAGUCCCACAAUAGGACGAAACGGCUUUCCAAUGCUUCCAGGUUUUCCAUGGUGGUCUAGCUUCAAUUGACUCAUGAUCUCAACUAUUGAAAUUACUAAAAUCUCCAUAAAACCCCUUCUGAUAACCAAUCUAUUGUCUUAUGUAAAAUUACACAAUGCCUUCUUAAAAUAUGGAAACCAUACAUUAAACAUAUUAUUUGCGCAUCUUCCUUCGGUUGUCCUUUAUAUACUUCGUGAUUAUUUCAAUUCUGUUGUUACUACAAUUGUUCUUUGUUUCCUCUCCUGUUCUCCUCAAUCCAAUCUUCUGCUGACAGGUAUUGCACUUCCGAUCACUGCUACAUACUACUUAUAUCUGUCAGAUAACUAUGACAAGAUACUCUCAUCAACCCUCUCCUAUUUUCAUCUAGUUUUAUCUUAGGUUUCCUUGGUUAUUGCGUUUAUGAUAUCUUUCAAGAGGUAGUUCUUAGAUUUCAACAUCCAUAGAUAAAAAUUCCACGCGAAUUCAUUAUUCUUGUAAAAUGUGGAUUGUGUGGUCUAUAGAUUUUUUAUUUAUUGUGAGUAGUUUUCAUUCCUAUCCAGUUUUUACAAUAGGGAAUGAGGAUUUUUAACAUUAGAACUUCCUUACUCUCUUGACUGUUGGCAUCAUCUCUGAUAAUAUUUUGCAGGUAACAUGUGAUUGCACUAUACGCAUUCCUAUUCAAAAUAAAAAGAAACACUAUUUCUGGAUUUCCAACUUAGUGUGUGAAUAGUUACAUACUUUCUAACAGAACUAAAGAUUGUAGGUCCUAUUCUAUUUGGGUUCGUACUUAAAAAAUUGUCAUGGAGACACUGACUAGAAUAAAACAAUUUCGCUUGUGCUAUAACAUGAUUUCUAGUGGUUCUCAUAAAUGGGAAGAAAGUGCGUUAAAAUAACUCACCCACCAGCCACUUAAGUAUUAAAAAAACUAAUGACACUACUCGAAUGCCUGAACGGAAGUAGUUUGAGCGGAGUUUGCACCUGAGAUUUAAUAGCUAAAAGUUGAUUGUUUUAAUCAUUAAACUGUAAUACAAAUUCAUACAUUCCAAAUUUAUAUUUGCUGAUUAUUAAUUAAACUUCAUUUAUCCUGUUAAUAAUCCGUUACAAUUAGUCUUAUAUUUUAUCUUAUACUUAUUUUGUUUAUAAUUUUUUUUAGCCUGAUGUAGACGCUCUUUUGAGUACAAUUAAACCGCCUGCUACUGAUCGUUGUAUUGAUUCUACAUGUCUUUAUUGGACUCCUAAUGUUAGUAAUAUCAAUCAGUUGAGUAAAUCGCCUAGUAGUAGUACUCUUAGUAUUAGUACUACUACUAAUCAAAAGGUUCUUCAUAAAUCUAGUCUUAUUUCACCAAGUGAUUCAAUUGGAGCAAAUAUUUGAAGAUUUUUGUAAUCUAAUUAUUGUACAUUGAAAUAUUGUAAAGAGUUUUGUUGUAUAUAAUCUAAUAAUAAUAAUACUAUUUAUGCUCUUAUUCAGUUUCUGAUGUAGUUUUCAAAUAUAAAUUUAAAAUAGUGAGAAGAAAUCAUAUUGUUUUGUUACAGCCCAUCAUGUUCGAUCCUGCUACCGAUACACACACUACUUAUAAGUUUGACCAACUGCCAGUAAGAGUGAGAAAACUAUUAUAUGUCUAGAAAGCUUUGGUUAGCAAUUCGAAUUACGUGCGCUCAAAUCCAUGAGUCUGUAUAUAUUUGGGUGAAACAUGGAUCUAAAGGCUUAGACUUUGACUAGGGGCGUAAUCAACUACCUUCAAUAGUGUGUCUCGUUUGUAAACACUGCGGUUAUCAGUAUUUGUUCGUAAAUUGACUAACUAUUUGUAGAGAAGGG